Drosophila willistoni is the source of this 662-nucleotide messenger RNA. RefSeq lists its product as uncharacterized. The transcript has 2 exons. Bases 113 to 397 code for a protein of 94 amino acids. Lineage: Eukaryota; Metazoa; Arthropoda; Insecta; Diptera; Drosophilidae. The record is from RefSeq and is a predicted model, not a curated record.
AAAUUUCAGUAUUUUAGUUAUCAUUUGAUUACUUCCUCAUGCAAUUCAGUUCAAAUUGAACAGUAAUAAGGAAUUUGGUUUUUGGGUAUUUCAAAUAAAAUUUUCGUUAAAUAUGGCUCAAAAUUUACUUAAUCGUCUAGCCGUUAGUUCCAUAAUGCGGCUUAAUCUUCAGCGACAAGUCAAAAAUCGCACCAUGCCCAUUCGCAUGAUGAGUAAGAAGAAACAGAAAGGCAACAAAGAUGGAACUUGUCCCAAGGACAACAAAUGCGGAGACAAUCAAUUCUUUGGUGGUUGCUUCAAGAAGGAACCUGAAUUCAAGUGUUCGGAGAAAAAGGAGAAGCCCAAAAGAUGCCGAGAUCCAUGCAAAGAUGGGCCGUGUAAACAAGGCAGAGAUUGAAAUAAUUUAAAAAAACCCACAGCCUACGCAAUGAAUUCCACAAUAUUCGGAAAAACAAGAAACUGACACAUUUUGUAAAAUUAUAAGUCCAUGCACCCAUCAGAACCCACCACCCAAGAAAGACGGCCAAGGAGAGAGAGAAAGGGAACUGUAGGGACUAACAAAGGCGAAACUAUGGCAAAUAUUUAGCUUCCCCUGUGCUAGUCCCUGCACUAUCCCCAAGACAAUAAGUAACGCAAAAUAAACCUAAUCUGAAUUCCCACAA